UCAACCGAACAUACACGUGGUAUUUUGGUAUGAAGGACGCAGAAGAUUCACAUAACUGGCUCGAAUAGUCCUUCUAUAACAGGGAAAACAGUUUACACAACGACAAUCAGUGGAAGCAUGAGAAACAUGCAGUGAUAUCGUUUUCACACAAGUUAUCUUAUGUUUGAAGAAUGCAUAUUGCCGAUUUCGCGGCAGGAUCCAUAGGAGGGGCAUGUGGUGUUGCUGUGGGCUAUCCUCUUGAUACAGUAAAGGUGAGGAUACAAACUCAGAAGCAGUUCACUGGAAUUUGGCAUUGCUUCAUAACAACGUUAUCUAAAGAAGGGGUCCAUGGCUUCUUCAAAGGGAUGUCCCUGCCUGUUACCACGGUUUCCAUGACUUCCUCUGUGGUGUUUGGGAUGUACAGGAACUGCCGUCAGUGUCUCAGUCAGCUGAGGGGAGGACCAGGAACCCCAAACACCAAACUAGAAAUCUUCCUCUCCGGCCUGGCCGGCGGUGUGGCUACGGUGACAGUGAUGUCACCAGGCGACAUAGUGAAAGUCAGGCUGCAGUGUCAGACAGAGUCCAUGCGAGCCAGAAAAGGGGCCAACUUGCCCAAACCCAAGUACCGCGGCCCCGUCCACUGUCUCCUGACCAUCGUCAGAGAGGAGGGGGUACUGGGGCUCUACAGGGGAGCUCUGCCUCUCAUGCUGAGAGACGGACCGUCCUACGCCACCUACUUCCUGACUUACAGCACACUCUGUGAGUGGUUCACCCCGACUGGAAAGAAGGGACCAGAGUGGACAGGGGUGAUGCUGGCUGGCGGGGUGGCUGGUAUGACCGGCUGGACAGUGGGUACGCCCAUGGACGUGAUUAAGGCCCGCCUCCAGAUGGACGGAGCCAGGGAUAUCAAGAGAUACAAGGGCUUUGUCCACUGCAUCACAGAGACAGUCAGGGUGGAGGGGUCAGGGGUGUUCUUUAGGAGCUUGGGUAUCAACUGUUUACGUGCCUUCCCUGUCAACAUGGUGGUGUUCGCGACCUAUGAACUCCUGGUCGGCUUCCUCAGAACACAGCCUGAUGCUAUAAAGCCCCCCAAACUAGAGUUUGAGUAGACACUGGUAGUGCUGAGCGAUUAACCGAAAUGUUGGUUAUUUUUUGUUUUUUAAACAACUAAUAGACCAAUUAGUUUAAUUAUUUUCAUUCCAUUUCAUUCGUUUUUUCGCACAGUUUCUCUAGAGAUAAAUCAGAUCCGGCCUGAACUGUGCAAUGUACAGUAGUAUGGAGUUGAAAUUUCCAAUAGUUUAGAGCAUAAAACGUGGUAAUUAACUACAAUGACCAAAAUCCAUU
Salvelinus namaycush (lake trout) is the source of this 1323-nucleotide messenger RNA. It is a transcript of the gene slc25a47a, whose product is annotated as solute carrier family 25 member 47a. The record is from RefSeq and is a predicted model, not a curated record. Gene Ontology annotation, biological process: transmembrane transport. Bases 171 to 1088 code for a protein of 305 amino acids. Gene Ontology annotation, molecular function: transmembrane transporter activity. Lineage: Eukaryota; Metazoa; Chordata; Actinopteri; Salmoniformes; Salmonidae. Gene Ontology annotation, cellular component: mitochondrion. The transcript has 6 exons.